Molecule: messenger RNA, 1181 nt
Organism: Punica granatum (pomegranate)
Lineage: Eukaryota; Viridiplantae; Streptophyta; Magnoliopsida; Myrtales; Lythraceae
Source: RefSeq, a predicted model, not a curated record
UCCGCUCUGCCUUCCUUACUCUCCUUCUUCUUCCAAAAACCCACCAAAAACCCCAUCGAUGUCCGCCAUAACCACCGCCCCUCUCUUCUCUCCGAAACCCAAUCUUCUCCCUUCGAGGUGGUUCCCCCAUUUCCUCCCCCAAUUCUCCCUCAGCACCACGCCCGCAGUUCUCAGCAAACCCAUCAUCAGAAUCAACCACCCCAACAAGUGCAACCCCUUCCUGGUGCGCGUCGAUGACGGGGACGGGGACAGCGGCGGGCCCGACGACUACGACAUGGACGAGGAGGAGGCCGAGGAAGUGGACAACAAGAAGGACUUCGAGGUCGAGUACGACCCCCUUAAGUCAGGGUCGGGGGACGACGACAUCGCCAUGGGAGCUCAGAGCAAGAGCUUCGUCUCGAUCCAGGGGUGGGACUCUGACAUGGUCGUGGAUUACCGGAUAAACGAGGACGAGUUCCAUAAGAUCUCCUUGCUCGACUGCGACUUCUUCAUCAGGAAACCCCCUGACCCCGACAACGAUGUCUAUGAUUUCAGAGAGAUGUAUGUGACCCCACCGGACACUGAUAUUUAUUCGAUCCCGAGAGUGCUUGCACCGAUGCCUCAGAAGUACAUCCGGUGCGCGAUGAGUGACUAUGGGUGUUACAACGUUACUGAACCACCUAUUGAUGCGCCUCGAGAUCCUAUGUAUAAAUCUGAUAGGGAGAUCACAAAGGUUUUCCUGACAAAGCAUUACAGGAACCGGAGGUUAGGCGACCCAGAGUUUGUUCUCGAUUUUGAGGAGAUUUAUGUGAUCGAUUCAAAGACAAAGUCAAUCACUAGAGCCAAAGUCAUCGUAACAGCUCCUGGCGGAAGAGAUCGUGACAGGAAGAACGACUUGCUCGUCAUACGCGAUAAGGGGACCUCAUUCAAGAUUAUUCACGCGAGUGAGAAGAAUGAUCCGACUACCGUGAUCGAGAGGGAAGAGUGGGUCAAGACGCGAGAGGACAUGGAGAGACAUCUCCGGAAGCUCCGAGAUUUUAGUGUUUCGAACUGGUUUUGAUUUCGGUUCCCUAUCUCCGAGUACCGUUGUACGGUAUAUUCAACAGUAAUUGGAAUCUUCCUCCACAUAGAACUCUCUUAUGUGGCAAAUUUGUGAGGAAGAAUGAAUUAAAAGUAACAGAAGAUCCCAGUUUCUUUCUCUA